GUAUAAUAUAAUUAUCAAGAAUAUAACUCCGUCUCCUUCUUGAUUUUAUCUAGUUCGGCUCCGUCUCGUUCUUGAUUUUAUCUAGUUCGGUCCGGUUCACCAUACAUACACGACAAAGAAAGAACUGGUAUGGAACUAUUUUUGGGCAGUACAAAACUUUUGAAAUAUUUCACACAACUCGGUCACCAUUAACAUACUUUCACAGGUCAUGGAGACUAACAACAAAUCCCUCCACAUUUGCCUCACUCAUUCUCACCAACUUCAUUAUUUGAUCCAUUCAACCUCCUCACCACCUCCAUCAUGGAAGAACCACCACUACCUUCCCCUCCUCUUCCUCCUCCGCCCUACAAAACCUAUCAAGUCACAGCUUCUUCUAUCUCCUAUACAAAAUCCGCCUCCACAACUCUACCUACCUGUGUCUUUAAACCAUGCAUUUCAACACCACCAGACUACAUCUUGAAAGACAUCUCCCUCACUGCAUAUCCAUCACAAAUCCUAGCCAUUGUUGGCCCGAGUGGUGCUGGAAAAUCCACCCUCCUCGACAUUUUAGCCGCCCGAACCUCGCCCACACAUGGCACUCUGCUCCUCAAUUCUUCCCCUCUGAACUCUUCUUCAUUCCGUAAGCUAUCGGCUUACGUCCCUCAAUAUGAUUACUGCCUGCCUUUACUCACUGUUGCAGAAACUUUCGCCUUUUCUGCUUGUUUACUCAACCCGAAAAGUUCUGAUAUUUCCACCAUUGUUGCAUCUCUUCUUGAUGAACUCGGGCUUACACACUUAGCAGAGACUCGACUUGCUCAUGGGCUAUCGGGUGGCGAAAGACGUCGAGUUUCAAUUGGGCUCAGUCUCCUGCACGAUCCGGCAGUGCUACUUCUUGAUGAGCCAACUUCUGGUCUUGAUAGUGGUUCGGCUUUGAACGUGAUGCAAACGCUCCGAUCAAUCACUGAUUCGCGCCAUCGGACUGUAGUUUUGUCCAUUCAUCAACCGAGUUUCAAAAUUCUCUCCACCAUUGAUCAAAUUCUCUUGCUGGCAAAAGGGACAGUGGUGCAUCAUGGUACACUAUCUUCCCUUCAAGAAUUCUUACUCUCCAGUGGCUUCACAGUUCCUCUACAGCUCAAUGCACUAGAAUAUGCCAUGGAAAUACUAAAUCAGCUUCAGCGAACUGAGCCCACUAUUAUCCCACAAUCCCUACCUCCAUUACCUGAAAAUCCCACCUCUGAAACCAGGAGGAAAGACACAAUCAGGUAUAGAAGCUCAAGACUCCAUGAAAUACUCUAUCUAUCCAACAGAUUCUGGAAAAUCAUCUACAGAACGAGGCAACUGCUUUUCACAAACACCUUACAGGCACUGGGAGUUGGCCUUGUUUUAGGCACAAUUUACAUCAAUAUUGGAUUCGAUAAAUCGGGAAUUGAGAAGAGAUUUGGCCUCUUUGCUUUCACUCUGACGUUUCUUCUCUCCUCCACAACUGAAACCUUGCCAAUUUUCAUCAAUGAAAGACCAAUUCUAUUGAGAGAAACUUCAAGUGGGGUUUACAGAUUAUCAUCAUAUCUUAUAGCAAAUACAAUGGUAUUCUUACCCUACUUGCUCGCAAUCGCAAUUGUUUACUCAGUUUCAGUCUAUUUCUUGGUGGGACUUUGCCCAACAAUUCAAGCAUUUACAUACUUUGUUUUGGUAAUCUGGGUCAUAAUCUUAAUGGCUAACUCAUUUGUUCUUUUCUUGAGCUCCAUUGCCCCGAAUUACAUCGCCGGAACUUCAUUAGUAACGGCGCUUCUCGCCGGAUUCUUCCUCUUCUCGGGCUACUUCAUUUCAAAAGAAAGCUUACCCAAAUUCUGGCUGUUCAUGCACUACCUUUCCAUGUACAAAUACGCUCUUGAUGCGUUCUUGAUCAAUGAGUAUUCUUGCCUGUUGACAAGGUGUUUGAUAUGGUUCGAUGAGAAGAAUAGAACGUGCAUGGUGACUGGAGGUGAUGUGUUGGAAAAAAGGGGACUCCAUGAAACGCAAAGAUGGAUUAACAUCUAUAUUUUGAUUGGAUUCUUCGUGCUCUAUCGGGUUCUCUGGUUGAUUGUUUUGGUCCGAAGGGUUUCCAGGUCGAAGAAGUGAGUCGUAGUUGGAGUUGGAAGCUGUCCCACAAUCCAGUCGAAGGCGGUGGGCCCUAAAAUGAAUCUACACAAGAAGAGAAAAGCUCGAUUCUUGCACUUGUUGCUGUUUGAACAGGGCCGCACGGCUCUACCUUUAAGACGGGAACUAACGUUUUAAAGUUAAAAUAAAAACAAAAUCAUCUUUUUCAUGCUACUAUGAAUUCGUCGAGUCGAGCUGGUAAUUAGUUUGUGUAUGCUUUAUCGCAAUAUUACUGGAAUAAUAUGCUUUACUCUAAUUCAUUUGCUCAUUAAUUCAAA
Molecule: messenger RNA, 2393 nt
Organism: Olea europaea var. sylvestris
Lineage: Eukaryota; Viridiplantae; Streptophyta; Magnoliopsida; Lamiales; Oleaceae
Product: ABC transporter G family member 8-like
Exons: 1
Coding region: 301-2097 (598 amino acids)
Cellular component (GO): membrane
Molecular function (GO): ABC-type transporter activity; ATP binding; ATP hydrolysis activity
Source: RefSeq, a predicted model, not a curated record